Messenger RNA from Musca vetustissima, 1323 nucleotides. Its product is annotated as XK-related protein 4. The transcript is spliced from 5 exons. Gene Ontology annotation, cellular component: plasma membrane. The record is from RefSeq and is a predicted model, not a curated record. Gene Ontology annotation, biological process: phosphatidylserine exposure on apoptotic cell surface; apoptotic process involved in development; engulfment of apoptotic cell. NCBI's taxonomy places the organism in Eukaryota, Metazoa, Arthropoda, Insecta, Diptera, Muscidae. The coding region runs from base 1 to 1323 and encodes 440 amino acids.
AUGCGUGAAAAUCCUUCCAAACAUCAACAACAACAAACGAAUCCUCUAAAUAGCAAUGCAGGAUAUACAGUGGGACCAAGCAUGCACACCGCCAACAUACACGACACUGCCAAUGAACAAGAACAACAACAAUGUAAACAUUUAAUGCAACAGCGUCCUCCGCCCAACCAGAAUAAUGUCCAACAAUGGAAGCGUAUGGAAAUUGCAUCCAUAUGCCCCGGCGGCGGUACAUCGGCUGCCCAGUGCACGAUAAGUUAUUUAGAAAUCUGCUCCACAGCCUUGUCCAUAAUAAUGAGGGCAAUGACGGUGUGCAUUAAUAUUAAAUUGGCUGUCGACUAUCAACGUCAAGGACAUCAAGAUUACUUUAUAUGGACGGUAAUAUGUAUUGUUACGCCAAUGGUUAUAACAAUGUUGAUACAUGCAAAUAUGUGUUACCAAGAUGGCAAAUUUAGCCAUGGGUGUGGUCAAAUCUUACAGACAUUAUUUUUAGUUAUGCUAUCGUCGUUUUUCUUUCGAUAUUGGAAGUCAUUUGUCUAUGCCAUCAAAUGUAAGAAGGCACAAUUGGUUGGUGAUAAGCAGGCCCAGUUAAAAUAUUACAAAUUAAAUGUACGUGAAGAAAGUGAUGUGGCGUUUAUCCGACUAUUUGAAUGUUUCCUCGAGGCAGCACCACAAAAAAUUCUUUUAAUUUCAAUAAUAUUGGCACACCGAGAUAAAAUGUCAAAUGCUCAAAUAAUUGCCAUAACAUCAUAUUUUGGUAGCAUGGCCUGGGGUCUGUCCGUUUAUCAUCGUUACAAUCGCUAUUCGCAAAGUGACAAAUACAAUAUCAGUAUAAAUGGUGUUAUACUGCAGCUAUGCUGGCAUUUCUGUAUAUCAGUCUCCCGUACGCUAUGCAUUGCAUUUGUGGCAAGUGUAUUUCCCAUCUGGACCCUGAUGGCCUGUUUGAUACAUGCUCUAGUCUUUGGCAUGGCAACCUUCUUAAUCGAUAGUCCCAAAUUUGCCCGCUCGGUCUGUGGUAAUUUUUUCUUUUGUCUCAUUCUGGGCAUUGUUUAUAUUUUUACAUAUAUCUCAGUACGUGAUGCACCCACUCGUUAUAAAUAUUUAUUCUAUUAUAUGUUCUGUUCGAUGGAAAAUGUCAUCUGUAUUGCAAUAUUUGUUUUGUAUGCCUCGCCCGAUUUAAUAUCGAUCGGUUAUUUAUUUUAUCCAUUAUGUGCUAUGGGAUUUUCAUUCUAUUAUGUUGGCAUUGUAUUUAUGAUAAUCUAUUAUUUAUAUUUUCAUCCACGGAUAACGGCGCGAACAUCAAAACGUAUUAUAAAUAAUAAUUAA